Molecule: messenger RNA, 2152 nt
Organism: Aphanomyces invadans
Lineage: Eukaryota; Oomycota; Saprolegniomycetes; Saprolegniales; Verrucalvaceae
Exons: 1
Coding region: 1-1422 (473 amino acids)
Source: RefSeq, a predicted model, not a curated record
AUGGGUCGAUUGUUGAACCUGGUCAUCCUCGUCGCUUCGUACCUCCAGAUUGGAACAGCAGUGCUGUCUGAACUGGGCAUUGGCUACCACGUCGGUGACGCAGCUAAGAUUGAGCACGAUUUCCGAGCGAUUCGCCAACACUUUGGUGGUGUCCGCACGUUCUUGACCCAAGUAAAUCCGCAGGUCAACAUCAUUGACGUGGCAGCAACGGUGGGCCUGAAGAUUGCGACGGGCAUACCAGUCGACAAGUCUCGCUUUACCUUGGACCUUGAAGCAGUUGUUGCGGGCGCCAAGCGGCAUCCCAACGCCGUCCAAGCUGUCUACAUUGGCAACGAAGACUUGCUGCAUGGGUAUAACCCUGGUCGCCUUAUCGAAUUGAUUCGGCGAGUCAAACGGCGCCUCAUGGACGCUGGUUUGCCCUCCAUUGCGGUGGGGACGGUGCAGACGGACGGAUCGUUUCUGGAGCAUCCGCAAGUGGCCACUGUGUGUGACGUCUUGGGGGUCAACAUCCACCCGUUUUUCAGCAACGGUCAGCCGAUGGCAAACUUCAACGCACGAUGGCGAGUGGUGAAGGCCAAAUUACCACCGUCGAAGUUACGCAUCACUGAAGUGGGGUGGCCAACCGCUGGAGGUCGUUCUCCGAGUGGGCAAGAGGCCAACGAAGCCACGUCGGUGGCAUUCUUCCAAGAUUUCUCCAAGUGGCAAAAGGAGGAGCAGACCGAGAUGCCGUUUUGGUUCAUGUAUCAAGACGUGCCAUCCAAAGGAGGAUUCGAAACUUACUUUGGCCUUGCCAGAGAAGAUGGCUCGUGGAAAGUUGAUUGGGAUGUGCUCGCCACGGACCCCUCCCAGCGCCUGCAGGCGGCAAUGGCCAUUGAAGCGGCCAAUGGAUGCAAACUCGCGGCUGCGAAUGGCCAAGUGACUUGCGGACCAGCGGAUGUAGAGCCAACGAUAUUUACGUGGGACCUGGCCACAAUCGGACUACGAACCAGUGCCAACCAGUGCUUAGCAGCGUCAACCGCGGCCAAGACUGUCCGACUCGAGCACUGCGAUGGCAACAGCACCGAUCAGAAAUGGAUCGUGCUCCGACGUGGCAGUCGGUUCAUUCAUGUUGACGAUGGCAUGUGCAUGGACAUAUCGCUGCCGGAAGGUCAGCCCACAUUGGAGAUGUGCGACGGCGAUCGUCAUACACAAAAGAUCCGUAUGGUGUCUCUGCCACGACUCUGCAGCUUGGAGGAAAACGCGGAUUACCCUGGUCAUGACUUCAGGUCCAUGCCCGCUCGGGACGCAAUGUCGUGCUGCCACAUUUGCCUCAAGACGACGCCAUGCAAAGCAUUCAGCUGGAUGCAUGGAACUUGUUGGUUGAAGCACAUGAAAGGACCGAAGGCCGUCAAAGUCGGCAUCGUUUCGGCGGCUAUGAGCUGAGCCCUGACGAACUGUAUUACUCUUCACGCCAAUGUUCAUCUAUUUAAUUGGUUUCUCUGGCUGUACCAGCAAGGGUCGCAGUUCCUCCGUGAUGCGAACAAUGUCUUUGUUGGACUGAAACUCGGACAUGUUUUCCAGGUGACUACUCACUGUGCCGCGUACAUGGGGGCAAUGGAAUACCAAUCGCCAAAGGGCUCGCAAACAUGCGACUUGGGAGCAUUCGUUCUUGAGGGAGAGCAAUGCACACAAUGACGACACGAUCGCGACCGAGUAGUCGGUUGCGAUCAACUGGGCAGCUUGCUCACCUCCCACCUGAAUAAGGUUAGCGAUGGCGUUGGCGGCGUUGCAUUUCGACAGGACGAAGGCAUUCAUGGGGUCGGGUACUCUCAGGAGCUUGGCGAGCAUCGUAAGCACGGCGUCCCUGGCAGGCAAUUUGUGGAUGAUGACGCUUGUGGAAGCCGUGAAGGCUUCAAGAACAGCAGCAAGCCAGUAGUUGACUUCCGGCGACGACAGACGCAUUUGCAACAGUACUGGCAAUGUCGUUUCCGCCAUCGACGUGACUGUGGCUUUGUCCAGAUGGAGAAUACCCCACAGUCGUUGCAGGACGGAUAUCUUGUCGGUGGCCGUUAGCAAUGUCGAAGUCAAGACGGCUAUGACUUCCAGCGAGUUGUCGCACGGAAUCGGCCGCCGGCUGUACUCCCCCGCGGGCAUGGCCACGCCUCGAUCAGUU